This is a messenger RNA of Cucumis melo (muskmelon), 2351 nucleotides long. RefSeq names its product protein NONRESPONDING TO OXYLIPINS 2, mitochondrial. Lineage: Eukaryota; Viridiplantae; Streptophyta; Magnoliopsida; Cucurbitales; Cucurbitaceae. The record is from RefSeq and is a predicted model, not a curated record. Bases 96 to 476 code for a protein of 126 amino acids. The transcript has 2 exons.
GUUAAUCUUUGUACUUAUUAUUUAAUAAAUAAAUAAAUAAAGUAUAUAUUAGUAAUUUAGGUUGGGAAAAAUAAGUAAUCAAUGGUGAUUUGUGAAUGGGUAAUUGCAAAGAAAGCAAGGGGAAGAUAGAAAAAAGAACGAACUUGCCAAACUUCGCAAGACGGUAUCUGAAAAACCCUAAUUCUCAAAACCUUUCAAUGGCUUCCCGCUUUCGAUCUCUGGCAACUCCAACCAUUUCCCUGAUUAAAUCCACCAUCACCAAACCCUCCAUUAAACCCAGACCCGCCGCUUCCUUCACCCUCUGUUCUUCACCUACACUUUCCAGGUCGAUUCCGCAGUUGGGUUCCCUUCAAUCUCUGCUUCCUCUUCAUUCCGCAGUCUCUUCGGCUCGACUAACCUCCUGUCUUGGAAUCGAUUCUUUGUCCUCGAGGUCAUUGUCACAGGGUAUGCUCUGCAGUGCAAACCCAGGAGUUUGAUUUCUCCAUUCUUUAUAAUUUAUUAUCUGUAAGCAACUUUUUUACUCUCGUAUAUGAUUGCAUUUUCUAUUGUGGAUGGGUUGUUUAUAUGGAAGUUAUGAUUCUGCCUAAAUGUAUUGUCUCGUUUUAAGUUUGAAUGUCAAUUCAAUUUUAUGCUUGUUCCGUUCGUUUACUGUUUGGGCUUUUUCAGUAUCAGUUUAUUGAGUGUCUACUCUUGAUUUUCUUCUGCAUCUUAUUAGAAGUCUGAUGUCCGGUUGUUUCUUAGGUUUGAUUGGGUUUCAUUAUUUUAGUUCCUGGGUUUCAAGUUAACUAACUGAAUAAAAAACAGCAACUAAAAUUGUAAUUGAGUCGACAUAUUACUGAUGAAAAUAGAUACUUCCUGGUCAAAUUGGGAAAUAAUUGUCGCAUUCUAAGAAUUCUACUUUUUAUUUUGCUGUCAGUACUCGAUUAUUAUAGGAUUCGAAUAAAUUUCAAUGGAUGGUUUGUUCAUAGAACUUUUGGUUAUGUUAUGUACAUUUUAUAAAUUCGUGUAGUGCUGCCAAUUGUCAAUCUGCCCUUAAAAGUCUUAAUUUUUACUCUGGCGAGAUCAAGAGAGUGACAUUUUGUGAGCUGUAUGAAGUUGAGUUAUGCUAAUUAACAAUUCUAAGAUUAAAGACUGAUGUAAUUGUUUGUUUUUUUAAUUUCGCAAACUAGAAGUGAAGUUAGUAAUAUAGGUCCUGUUUUUUUAAUGCAUGGGAGUAACUCUUGGGAAUUUAAUCAUUGAUCCAUGAAAAUCAUUCUGGAUUUUGCUACUAGAGCUACAUUCUUCACAGUUCAAUAGUUGAAGGUCUAACUAAUUCCUGUACGGAGAAGAAGUCUCUUAUGUCAAUCCAAUAUGUUUCAAUAGUAUUAGUUAUUAUGACUGACACUAAUUUUAUGUUUACAAUUUUUCUCAAAGUUUCCCAAGUGGUUGUCAAAAUAUUUAAACUCCAUUGCUAUUAUAUGUGUCACUUUUGAACCUACACCAAAUGUAAUUCUGGUUCCUGAAGCUAAUGUAUUUAAUUAGAUUUUGAGAUAUUGUAGUAGCUCUUAUGGGUAGGGUAAUAGACAAAGCUUUUGAGAAAGUAGAGAACAAUUAUAUUCAUGUAGUCCACAUUUUGUUGUUGUAUGUGUGUGUAUAAAAUUAUUCUGUAACUCCAUCUGUUCUGAGGAGGUUUUACUUUAUCCUUAAUCCAACUUUAUAUUUAGUAGGUUUAGCAUAUGUUGCAUUGACAACUAUAAGAGAGAGGGAUUGGUGAAAUUAAAAGGCUGACUAAUGAUGUUAUUUGAAAACGGAUGGAUGCUUCAUCUCUUGAAUCAAAUGAUCGAAAUAUUUUCUGCCAUAUGUUUGGCCUUCCCUUUUAGAUGCUCUUUUACUUUUGUCUAUUGAUGUAGCCCUCGGUUUGGUUGAUUUUCAAUCAGCACUUUUGAGGGUAGCAUUUGUUUGAACUUUGAACUAGCUCCUCCACCUGAAAUGAAUACUAAAGUAAUUCUGAUUUUUCACACUGUGUUUCAGAAUUGGGUCUCUGUGUGCCGCGAUGAGAGAUGGAAUUUAAGAGGAUCCUCUGAUUGAUGUGUGGGAUACACGAAAGGAAGGCGAAUCAAAUACUCUGUUAAUCGAGAUUCCUCGAUCUCUGUCUUUUUUGUUUUGGUUGAGAUUAUAACUGAUGAGACAACCCCAGUCCAGAACGUGUUCCCCUUCCCCAAAUUCAUUACUCAUUUUCUCAUAAUCUUUGUUAUCUGAUUUAAUAUUUCCAAACACAAUAUUGCUCCCUAGUGAAUUAGACUUAUUGCUGUCACUGUUAUCAUCAUUACACUACUUCCAAGCAACGGGAAACUACAAAUUUCUUCGUUUUA